AAGCAGAGCAAAGGCAGAGCAAAAGCACAGCAAAAGCAGAGCAAAAGCAGAGCAAAAGCAGGAGCAAAAGCAGAGCAAAAACAGAGAAAAGAGCAAAAGCAGAGCAAAGGCAGAGCAAAAGCACAGCAAAAGCAGAGCAAAAGCAGAGCAAAAGCAGAGCAUAAGCAGAGCAGCAAAAGCAGGAGCAAAAGCAGGAGGGAAAGCAGGAGGGAAAGCAGGAGCAAAAGCAGUGCUCCAGGCCGGUUCAUCCCAAGCAGAGGUGCUUGGAAGAGACCGUACCCGAAACAAGAACAACAGCAGCAGCAACAACAGCGGCAGCUUCCCCUCAAUCAAACGAACAAAUUUUCUCCGAUGCCGAUGCAGCAGUCAAUCGACCCCAUCCUCCCCUGA
Molecule: messenger RNA, 390 nt
Organism: Aedes albopictus (Asian tiger mosquito)
Lineage: Eukaryota; Metazoa; Arthropoda; Insecta; Diptera; Culicidae
Exons: 4
Source: RefSeq, a predicted model, not a curated record